AUGGGCUCAAUGCAAACAACUCAUAAUCAUCGAAAACGUUAUCGAGCUCCGUCGGCAACAAAAUCAGUAGAUAAUAAUACAAAACAUAAACGUGUUGAUCGUUUUCGCACAACAAUUCGUAGUAUAACACUUCGAGCACUAGCUGCUCGAAAUAAUCACAAUUCUGUGUCGUCAUCGAACAAUUCAACUAUAAAUAAUAGUUCAUUCACCUCACCACAUACGAUUACAAGCAUUACUUCAAAUACGGACACAGAUCCUUAUUUGAGUGAUUUUGAUUAUCGAAAAUUAUCAACAUUAACUGGUUUAUCAGAAUCGAAAAUCAAUGAGCUACAUAGAGAAUUUCUAAUUCUCUCAAAUAAUGGUCAAUUAUCUUAUGAACGUUACAAAGGACUACUUGAAGCUGUACCAGAACAACGUUCAGCAGCACAACUUGACAAAUUAGCAAGACAAACAUUUGCAUUGUUUGAUAAAGAUGGAAAUAAUUAUUUAGAUUUUGCAGAAUUUAUCGCUGCUUAUAUAGCCAUGGAAAAGAAUGAACUUGAUCUAUACGAUACAUCGUUCGCCAAACAAUCGCCAUUGUCACCGAUAAAUUCGACAAUUACUUCUCUUACACGGCCAGCAACAAAAUAUUAUUCUUCAAAUAGAACUAUGGCUAAUACAUCACCAAUAACACCACCUCAUACAGCAUAUCUUUCAACUAAUUAUACAUCCUAUCAUCCCGAAUCAUCACAACAAUAUCUCUAUGUUUCUCCGCAAUAUACAGUCAGACAAAACACACGAUUUUAA
Rotaria socialis is the source of this 786-nucleotide messenger RNA. NCBI's taxonomy places the organism in Eukaryota, Metazoa, Rotifera, Eurotatoria, Philodinida, Philodinidae. The record is from the annotation of a GenBank genome assembly.